Sciurus carolinensis (gray squirrel) is the source of this 1950-nucleotide messenger RNA. It is a transcript of the gene Adad2, whose product is annotated as adenosine deaminase domain containing 2. Bases 46 to 1893 code for a protein of 615 amino acids. Gene Ontology annotation, cellular component: nucleolus; cytoplasm. The transcript has 9 exons. The record is from RefSeq and is a predicted model, not a curated record. Gene Ontology annotation, molecular function: tRNA-specific adenosine deaminase activity; double-stranded RNA adenosine deaminase activity; double-stranded RNA binding. Gene Ontology annotation, biological process: RNA processing; adenosine to inosine editing. NCBI's taxonomy places the organism in Eukaryota, Metazoa, Chordata, Mammalia, Rodentia, Sciuridae.
CGGAGCUAGAUCAGGUCGCAGCGUCCUCGGCCCUCGUGUCAAGGCAUGGCGUCGCCGGCCAUCCCGGCCGCGGGCACUGACGACGGCGGCCGCAAGAAGCCCCGCCUGGCGGCCUCUCUGCAGAUCAGCCCCGGGCCCAGCCCCUGGCGACCCCCGGCCGGCCUAGGCCAGGACGCCUGGGGGCCCCCGCCCACCGCCGGCGCGGGCGCGGAGGACCCGGAGGGCGGCGCGCAGGCGGCCGGGACCGGGGCGGAGGUCGGGGAGCCCGGGCCGGCGCGGGCGCCGGAGGACCCGGGGGCGCGCCCGGGGCGGUUCCCGAGGGUGUCGGGGCCCGCGGGCGACUUCCCCACGGCGGCCCGGCCACUCAGCCUGCCGCUCAGAGACCCGCCCCCCGGCCAGGCCGUGGCCUCGCUCGCGCAGUACGCGGCCCGCCUGGGCGUCUCCCUGACCUUCCGAGAGGACCCUGCGGCAGGUCCCAGCUUUCUCUUUUCUGUGUGUGCGGAAUUGGAUGGGGUGGUCUGCCCUGCAGGCACCGCGAACAACAAGACAGAAGCCAAACAGCAGGCAGCGCUCUCUGCCCUCCGGUACAUCCGCAGUCAGCUGGAGAGCCCAGAGCCUCCUGAGACCCUCAGCCAGCCUCCACUCGCCUCCCUGACCAUAGAGAACAUCCUGACACAUGAGCAGCGCUGCGCGGCCGUGGUCAGUGCUGGCUUUGACCGCCUGCUGGACGAGAACUCGCCAUACUGGGCCUGCAAGGGGACGGUGGCUGCGGUCAUCCUGGAGAGAGGUAGGGAUUGCCCUGUCCCCUGUGGCACCUCACAGGCCCCCUGGGGCUUCUUGUCCGAGGCUGAGUCCUUCCUGUCCCUCCCUGCAGAGGUCCCAGGGGCCAGGGGCCAUGCCAAGGAGAUCUACGAGGUGGUGGCACUGGGCACCGGCGGCGGCAGCUGUGCUGGCUGGCUGGAGUUCUCCGGCCGGCAGCUCCAUGACUGUCAUGGACUGGUCAUUGCCCGCAGGGCCCUGCUGAGAUUCCUUUUCCGGCAGCUCCUGCUGGCCACGCAGGGGGGCGCCAAGGGCAAGGAGCGGUCUGUGCUGGCCCCCCAGCCUGGGUCUGGGUCUCCCUUUGCUCUCAAGCCCCGGAUCUUCCUGCACCUCUACGUCAGCAACACCCCCAAGGGAGCAGCCCAUGACAUCUACCUCCCACUGUCCUCAGAAGGCAGCCUUCUGCACAGCCCGUCCUUCCGCCUGCAAGCGCAUGUCCGUGGACAGCUGAAGCCGGUGUCCUACCUGGCGCCUGCACUCCGUGACACUCAUGUGGGCUGCCUCUCAGCCAGCGACAAGCUGGCACGCUGGGCAGUGUUGGGGCUGGGCGGCGCUCUGCUGGCCCACUUCCUGCCACCUCUCUAUGCCACCAGCCUUGUUCUGGCUGACCCCUGCCACGACCCCCCGACUCUGAGCAGGGCCAUCCAUGACCGGCCCAGCCUAGACAGUGUCCUGGGGUCAUGCCUGCCACCUCCCUAUGCCCGUACCACCCUGCACCUGUUUUCAGGGCCCCCGGUGGCCCCCUCCAACCCCAUCCCCAACAACUGCCAUGGCCUGAGCCUCAACUGGAGCCUGGGGGACCCAGACAUCGAAGUUGUGGAUGUGACCACUGGGCGUGUGAAGACUGAUGCCGCCCUGGGGCCUCCCUCCCGCCUCUGCAAGGCGGCAUUUCUCCGGGCCUUUCGCCAGGCAGCCUGCGCUCUGGGGAAGCCCCAGCUCCUGGCCCUGAAGACCUACGAGGCUGCCAAGGCCGGGCCUUACCAGGAGGCCCGCCAGCAGCUCGCCUUCCUCCUGGACCAGCAGGGCCUGGGCGCCUGGCCCUCCAAACCCCUGGUGGGCAAGUUCAGAAACUGAGGUCCCUGAGCAGAGCCGGAGCCCAGGGAUUGGGUUUGCUGGGGGGCUGCACGCUGG